GUUUAUCAGUAACGUAGUCAUCUCAAAGCCGGAUGGUUCCUCACUCAUCUCUCACUCGAUCUAAGUGUGAUAAUAAGACCAAAUCAUGGGUUCGUUGAUGCGAAACAUAGCACUGACGCGGAAAGCAAAACACAUAUCAAUACGACUUCCUCCUUUAAAACUGCCUCACGCAAGAAAAAUUUCAACUCGCUCAAAAGUUUACAAUUCCAGGGUCCAACCGGCCAACGAAGGGUAAGAAGAUUUAAAUGAUUAUCACAGGUUUAUGGUCAGUACAAUUAUACUCGUAGUUACACAGUCGCGGCAGGUGGCAAAGCCCCUCGCUCUCGCUUCUCUUUUCGAGUACGUGCAUGCCACUCGUUCGUGAAUUUACAUGAUGGAGAGCUUGCUUUCAGGCUAGAGGCUAGACUUCCUUAUAGUCCUUCGCGUCUCAUUCCCGGUUCUGGUAGGCUCGCUUUUGCCACUGAAAGCAUAAAAAAACUACCGCUCGCGAUUCGCGCCACGCUUGUGAAAAAAUUUGAGCUCGACUCGUAGCAGCUUGUAGGCAAGUCUAGCUAGAAAUUCAAAAUUAAAACCAUUCCAUUUUCAAAUUAAGACGUGACUCGAAUUAUCAACGGAUAACCCGUCUCACACGAAUAAUCCGUGAAAACGGCCAUUUCUGUUAUAAAUGAAUGUCGCGCCCAGUCCUUGAGUUGCGCGUUCGCGUGUCUGCUUUUGCUUUUUCACAAAGAUUAUGUUUAAAUUGACUAUUGACAUUUCUAUGCGUAAAACAAAAUUAGAAGUGGGAUGCUUUACAAAAAGUAUUACAGUCGACUCCCGAUAAUUCGAACCAACAUCGGGAGUUUGAGGCAAAUAGCCGGAAGUAAGGAAAUAAGCAAGUUGUUGGGAAUUGCGAAGUAUGCAGGAAUGGACACUGAAUUUGAACUGGAGUAGCCUGAGUAUCAGGCCUUCCUAAUGGGCUAGGGGAGAGGAGAUUUUACAUCGGGGAGUGGGGAGAGGGGAGAAGAGAACGGAAAAGAGAAGGGGAAGAGAAGCGACGACCGGAAAUGCGUCUGCUGUUCGCAGGCUACGCCAUUGAGACCCUCUAAAAUUGGAGUUUCUUAUGUGAUUGAAUCGAUUGCAUUUGGUGAGUUCGCAAAGAGUUAAUUAUCUUUUGUUUCAUUUUGGGUAAGUCUCAAGACACUGAAAACCAUACCCUGUUCAGUGACACAUACCCGUUUGGGUCAAAUAAAGGAUUGCCUCCGGCGGGACUGUCAACUCAGAAGUAGUAUUCUCUUUCCCAUCACUAGCACUUGCACUCGUCUUGUUGAUCAAGCGCCACGGAGAAGGGGUGAACCUUCUUACGCUGAUAGAGUUCGACCACAAAUUUCAGGGCAGAAUGCAGUGAGAGUCAGUCCAACCCCCUAGAGAACAGCGAUCUUAGACGAAUGGGCUAAAACUAGAUUUGGUGGGAAUGCCUCUAUCUGUUUAUGGCGUGAAUAGCGUGACGAAUGCUAAUGCGCCUGCGUGCAUUUACAUUACAAACUGCUGCUACAAGCCUAUAGACAGGCUAAUUAUCCAGUACACGUUUAUCAGUAACGUGAUGAUCUCAAAGCCGGAUGGUUCCUCACUCAUCUCUCACUCGAUCUAAGUGUGAUAAUAAGACCAAAUCAUGGGUUCCUUGAUGCGAAACAUAGCACUGACGCGGAAAGCAAAACACAUAUCAAUACGACUUCCUCCUUUAAAACUGCCUCACGCAAGAAAAAUUUCAACUCGCACAAAAGUUUACAAUUCCAGGGUCCAACCGGCCAACGAAGGGUAAGUAGAUUUAAAUGAUUAUCACAGGUUUAUGGUCAGUACAAAUUAUACUCGUAGUUAUACAGUCGCGGCAGGUGACAAAGCCCCUCGCUCUCGCUUCUCUUUUCGCGUACGUGCAUGCCACUCGUUCGUGAAUUUACAUGAUGGAGAGCUUGCUUUCAGGCUAGAGGCUAGACUUCCUUAUAGUCCUUCGCUUCUCAUUCCCGGUUCUGGUAGGCUCGCUUUUGCCACUGAAAGCAUAAAAAAACUACCGCUCGCGAUUCGCGCCACGCUUGUGAAAAAAUUUGAGCUCGACUCGUAGCAGCUUGUAGGCAAGUCUAGCUAGAGGCCUUUACUGGUGACUUGAGCAGAAGGGUAGUAGGUACCUCUUUUUACAAAAAUUGCUUGUCAAGGUUCUUACGCUGCUUACGCUCUUCUUUAUCAUUGCCGUGUAUGCUAGUCUGCUACACAGCCGUUUUUAAUGACGUCAGGCAACGCUUCUCCCCACAGGAUUUCGGCAUUAAACCAUGAUCGCGAAUUUUGAUAGUAUCCAAUUUAUGUAAGACUUCAUAUAAUAUCCUAAGCCAUUCCCAUUGGGAGCGGGGUCAAUUGUCGGAGGAGGGGGUCUUUUGAAAUUUGGGGGUGGGGUGGGGGUAGUGAAAAAGAGAGAGCCUCCAGAUUUUAGAUCUCCAGAGCAUUGAGUCAAUCCUGGUUCAUGUCCCGAUCUUUCAGACACGCCAUAAACUCAUAGGCUCCUGACCUCCUAUGCAUCAGUCAAUUACAGCUGCGCCCAUGCCCCCCUUCCGGGCUAACCCCACGGCAUUAGCCUUUUUUUUGCCUUGGAAGGCAACUCUCGGGGGCGGGGACACUAGAGCUACCAAAUGCCCCGCGGUGGGAACGAAAAAAGAGGCUAUCGCGUAGUCGAGUAGUGCCACUUAAAUUAUUCAUGUGCGCUUUGUGGUUUCAGUUAACGCCUGACUUUCUACAAAAGACUUAUCAUACAACAACACCACUGGUUUUUACUUUUGAUUAAAUGAAUUAUAUUAAAUUCUAAUUAAAUUUUAUGAAUGUUAAAAGCUUCAAAGUCAUAAUAAAUCGAUUUCAUUUCAAUAAAUUUGGAGGGGGGGGGAGGCUCAUAUUCGUUGGGGGCUUAUAAUCGGAUGUAUUAUUUUGUUUGUCAGUGAAAGGGCCUAUAGCCGGAGAUUAUAAGUGGGGGAGCUUAUAAGCGGCAGUUUACGGUAUUCAAUUAGUGUGUUUACAUCGUUACAGGUUAAAGUAUAGUUACUCUCACGGGACUUCUACCAAACCUCUGCUGGGUGACACAAUUGGAGAAAGAUUUGAUAAGGUUGUAGAGAGGUUCCCGGAGAGAGAGGCGUAUAUCUUCUGUGAAGAUGGACAUCGAGCAACUUUUUCAGAGUUUAAACAUGAGGUAAGAAUAUACAGUUGAACUUCUCUCCAACGGCCACCUUGGGACAAAAGAAAAUGGCCGUUGUAGAGAGAUGGCCGUUGUAGAAAGGUCUAAACCAGAGUCAAUGACGUAAUAUAAACGCUUGAAAGGACAUUAAACCCACUCUGCAGCACAAAAGCAAAUCAACAAUGGUUUCCACGACACCACGAAACACCCGCGAAGUGAGAAGAACACAAGAGUAAACGGGGAUCGUGGAUCUAAAAUCUGCAGCCUCCCUUGUAGACGUUUUUUUGACACGCCAUGAUAGGCCUCUGACCUAAGCCACGUAGGUCAAGGGCGCACAAGCAGUCGAACGAAAGGUCUGGAACGAGGGUGAAAACGGAGAUUGAGACUAAAAAAGGAAACUCGAAAAAUGUCUUUUUCGCACACCAUUGGGGCGUGUGACAUUGUGCGAGGAUCGCGCGCCGGAUCUCACGGCUGGCGCUCCACGCCUUGAAUACCAAUUUUUUAACCAACUGCUUUGCAAUCUAAGAAAACCAUUGCAAACAUAUAUAAUUCCUGUUAUUAUCUUCCAGGUCGAUCAACUUGCUGUGGGGCUUAUUUCUCGAGGUCUUACAAAAGGUGAUCGAUUGGCAAUCUGGUUACCUAACAGCAGAGACUGGAUCCUCACACAGUUUGCUGCUGCUCGAAUUGGACUGAUACUGGUAGGUGCGUGUUAUCUCGAUAAGUAAGGACGUUAAGAUCCGACGACGGCGACGGCGACGGCGACGGCAACGAAAACAUCAAAACAACAACCCUGCACGCGCAACGCACUUUUUUGUAUAUUUCCUUGCCUUUGUUGCACGACUACGACUUGAAACUGCCUAAUGUCACUUGUUAAGCAUGGCGGACGUAAGUAAGGCUGACGAAAUUUUCCUUUUCUUUCUGAAGUUGGAUAUGCAUGGUUCUUAGGAAUUGUAAUCCAGGAAUGACAAAGUUGGCGAGUUGGAAUAAUCGCGAUGAAGACUGAAUGAAUUCGAAUUUACUUUUUAAGGGACGUUUUCAGUUUCGCGUGCCAUCCUCUUCCUCGGAUCGUAAAGGUCCCUGGUGUGAAAACGAGAACCUUAAGGGUAGAAGUUAAGGGUUAAAAGGGUACAUUGGGGAAAAUUGGCAGCGCGAGCAGUACACUGGGUCCAUAUUAUAUGUGGCAGAGAGUUGUCUCACAUCUUCUGGGUUCGUUUUUGACACAGGUUUGUUUAAAUCCUGCAUACCAACAGUUCGAAGCUGAAUACAUUUUAAAGAAGGUAAGUCAGACAAUUAUAAACGCCGGUUUAAGGUAUGUUUUGCAUUUCUUGGUCGUCUUUUCAUUUCUACUCCUGAGUCUCAUGCCCUGUAGUCCCCAGCCAACCUCGUUCCCAAGCUUGUCUGGAGCUAUCGCGCUCGUCUCCAGGCUUUUUCCGCUCACUCGGAUAGCGCGAAUUAGCCUGGGGACUAGGCUGCUCUGUAAUAUUUUUCCGAUUCGCAAAACUGGUCGUUUAAAAUGGGAAUUGAAUUGUGAUUAAGUUUGAAAGUUGUCGCGUUCUUUCGAACUUUCAGUAAUUAUAAAUAUCGUUUUUCGUUUUAAGGCAGGAUGUAAAGCGGUAAUAAUAGCAGAUGAAUUUAAAACACAGAAUUUUUACAGCAUGAUGGCAAGCAUAGUACCAGAACUACCUGAGGCAAAACCAGGAAGUCUUUACAGUACAAGGUUGUUAUGCUCGGGUUGAUACUUAGCCUGUGCCACAGACGAAGCUAAACUCUGGUUAAUUUACUAACCGAGGUUAAAUUGCGUCAGGGACGCAGGCUAGGUUACACUAUACCAAUAUUAGUACUGAAGCACACCUACCAACUCCGCAGUAUGACCAUUACCUUACGCAUGCGCACAACCAUAUCACCCGGGCACAUUGAACAUCUUAACUGAAUACAAGGAGCCGCAAAAUAACAUGUUUCAACUGUGGCUGGUCGCUUACUGGAAACUUCAAGCAAAUUAAAGUACUUGAGUACUGUGUAGCUAUUCUCUUUGCGAUAACUUUGAAGCAAUAUUCAGUGAUAAGUAAAUUGAGCAGCUGAUUGGUUAGUUCGUUUUAGACCCCGUUUACACGCUUGUCCAGUCAAAUUUUUGAACAGACGAAUUUUUUACCUGUGCAACGCGUUUACACGGGACCUACUUCUGAUCAGGUGAAAAACUGGCAGCCUCGUACCCAGGGCAGUUCGCGCUCUCCGAGUUACCAGAGGAGGCCUGGAACCGAGUGCGAUAGCUCGGCGAAUUUUCCCGACAAACUUAACAGGAGACGUCACAUCCGAAAUCGUCGAGGACGACUGGGAACGACGCUGAAAAACUGGAACAUUUUGCCAUUCAAAAACUGGCAAGGUUCCGCGGGUCCCGUGUAAACACAUGCACGUUUUUGGUCGCUCAAAAAUUUGUCUGGAGCCAUGUAAAGGCGGGAGGCCUUAUUCAUCUCCAUUUUGGACACAUGUGCCAGAAAACGAAAGUAGAUUUAAGUCAGUACAUAUGGAGAAGAUGGGAAGUACAUAGGGUAUAACAAAAAGUAAAAAACGAUAGAUAAUUCAAAGUUGAACUUACUUGAAGUAUUCAAUCACACUCGGCUCACAAACACAGGCCAGGCACACACGCAAAAACCGAUUUCAGCCUAGCUUGAUUGAAGUAAAAGCCUGUCCAGAUCUGUUGACAAAAGUAAAAAGGUGAUUCUUAUCCUAAAGUGCUUUCGUUUUGACAGUAUUUGAAAGCUGGUUGCGUAAUUUUCUUAACUCUCUCCUUUGUUUUUGUUAUAACUUAGACUGCCGGAGCUGAGAGAUGUGUUUAUUGUGAACAAAACUAGUGAACCAUUCAGGUCAGUAUCUCAUACACCACAGUCGUUUACCAUACGUCUGGUUGUACAAACAAUCUAUUGUAGGUUUUCAUUGCUGCAGUAAAACAAGCAUUGGCAGAGCAGUCAGCGGUGUUUAAGGUCUAAAGCGAAUUAACAACAGAGCCUUUCAUUUCACCUAAAAGUAACGAAAAUACAGAUGGAAAAUUAUAGGGUUACGGGACUUUCACAACAGGAUAGAGGAUAUUUAGACAAGAGAUUUGAGGAAAUGGAGUGUCAGAGAAGCCUUCCUUGACUAGAACAAGAGGUAUGUAUAGUGAUCGAUAAGAAAUACUACAGAGCUGGAGCAAAAUACUUACAAAUAAGAUUGUUUGCAUUUUUGUGUCGAAUUUUAACGAUUUUGAGCCCUCGCAAGGAGCCUCCUUUUAAGAAGAAAACCCUUCUCUUUCCUCAAAAUAACGUCAUCCUAAAUAGUUUUUGGUAUUAUAGGGAUACAAAGCAUUGUAAGCAAAGCGGCUUUGGAAAUUCAGACCACAGAUUUAAUGGAUACGAGAUAUGCAGAGCCCCCUUGAUGGAACCUCGAGGAGCUUAUUCAAGAUGUAUUCUAUUUGCUUAGCAGGCCCUUGCGUGGGAAGUAAUGGGCUCAAGAAAGAACGAGACGCCUGAUGGAGAUACUCGAGACACCCUUCCCUCGAGUAUCUCCCUCGCUCGGCCCUUCCUUUCUUGCGCCUUCUUUGCGUGUUCUUUCAAGCGCCUGUUACGCAGGCUGAGUGUAUUAAGGAGAUGAAACACUCUCGCAAAUUGUACACAGUAAGAAGUAACGUAAAUGUACGAGUUAAUUAAAAAAGGUGGCCCAUGGUCCAAAAUCCCGCUGAGAAUGAUUGGUAAAUGUGAUUAAACCUGACAGGGGAACUACUCCAUUUAAAGAGCUGAAAAAUGGAUCUGUUGAUGUAGAUGUUUCACAAAAGAUGAAGGAGCUAAAGAGAAUGAUACAGUUUGAUGAUCCUGCUUGUCUUCUUUUUACAUCGGUGAGUCCACAAACAGGUUUUAUCUUAAUAAUUUUAGAGAAUUUCAAAAUAAAAUGCGCUUUGGUUCAGAGCAUUGGAGUGGGGUGUUACAGCGCGACUUCUCGAACCUGCGAGGCACUUAGAAGAAGAUUACCCAAUCACAACGUAUUUUGAAAGCAAAACUCUCAAGUUUUUUUUUCAAAUGAAAUAAUAACAUUCAUAAAUUUGAGGGCUUUUUCCUGAGAGGUGAGGUGCGUUCAAACGGUUUUAAAGUUUUCAACGGUUGGAUAGUUGAACCUUGAUGUCAUUUGGUCCGUUUGCAAAAAAAAUUUGAGAAUCUAUUGUUUUCCAAAAACCGUUGUGAUUGGAUAAUCUUCUUCCAAGUGCCCCGGUUCAAGUAGUCGCACUGUAAUCUCCCCAUCACCUGGAGGCGAUCGGCGAGGUCAGGUGUUGGUCAGGUGUAAUUCGCUGGCUGAAUUCAUUUUUUCUUUCUUCUGGUUAUGCCUUUUAUUUUUGUCGUAGAUUCAAGGUUUUCGGGAGAAAGAUCAAUUGUAUCAGUCCGCCGAUACAUAAAGAUACUAAAAAGAUGACAACUCCGACAUUUACCUGGCAAUUCAAAUAGAAACUACUGGGCAGUAACCAUAAUACUGUGACUCGUUCCCAGUUUUUCCCAAUACCCUUAAAUCUUUAUAUUUCGAAUGUUAUGCAACAAUGCCGAUGCUCAUAAUUCGAGCUUGGGCUACCUGUGGUUUGCUGAACUAUACAAGGUGGUUUCGCUGACUAAUUCUGAGGAUGGAGUACCGAUUAUAAUUACUAAAUACCAGGUUCUUUAAUUUUCACGUAAUNUGCGUUCAAACGGUUUUAAAGUUUUCAACGGUUGGAUAGUUGAACCUUGAUGUCAUUUGGUCCGUUUGCAAAAAAAAUUUGAGAAUCUAUUGUUUUCCAAAAACCGUUGUGAUUGGAUAAUCUUCUUCCAAGUGCCCCGGUUCAAGUAGUCGCACUGUAAUCUCCCCAUCACCUGGAGGCGAUCGGCGAGGUCAGGUGUUGGUCAGGUGUAAUUCGCUGGCUGAAUUCAUUUUUUCUUUCUUCUGGUUAUGCCUUUUAUUUUUGUCGUAGAUUCAAGGUUUUCGGGAGAAAGAUCAAUUGUAUCAGUCCGCCGAUACAUAAAGAUACUAAAAAGAUGACAACUCCGACAUUUACCUGGCAAUUCAAAUAGAAACUACUGGGCAGUAACCAUAAUACUGUGACUCGUUCCCAGUUUUUCCCAAUACCCUUAAAUCUUUAUAUUUCGAAUGUUAUGCAACAAUGCCGAUGCUCAUAAUUCGAGCUUGGGCUACCUGUGGUUUGCUGAACUAUACAAGGUGGUUUCGCUGACUAAUUCUGAGGAUGGAGUACCGAUUAUAAUUACUAAAUACCAGGUUCUUUAAUUUUCACGUAAUCAAGACAGGACAUUGUUUGUGUGCUAAUUCUGCAGGGAACAACUGGACAUCCCAAAGGUGUUACGUUGACUCAUCAUAAUUUAGUUAACAAUGCUGUGCUGGUGGGAGAGAACAUGAACUUCCAAGAGGUUAGAGAAGAAAUAGUUUUCUUCUUCAACAGGAGAGUAAAACGCUGGGAGGCGUGCUCAGUAAUCAGAUAUAAAAUUAUGACACAGUUAAGACGUUUUAUUUCCGACUGCAUCAAACGAUUCCUACUUUGUCAAUUCUUGUAACACGAGAAAAAAAUCCUCCCAGUCAUGUUCCAACUGAAGCAGUUGCGAGAAAGAGCCUCAAAAAGUUCAGGCUUAAACUGGUUUCAAACCCAUGACCUCUACGUUUUUCGUGCAGGGGACCGUUUCUCCAAAUGUCCCGAUAACUUUUCGGGCCGGAAAUCAAAUAUUCAAAUCGAAAUAAAAAGAAUAAGAGGCAGAGCGCGGGUCCUGGCUAGCAAAACACUCCAUUUUGUUCCAUUAACUGAUAGUUUCAUCAUGUUAGAUGCAAAGCUAUUGAAACUUCUAUCUUGCAUGUAAACAACAAUAGCUUUAUGGGCCCGUUAAUUAUCGGGACUUUCGAGAAAUGGGCCCCAGCGCUCUUACCACUAAGCUAUCGUGCCAACUGGGAUCUGGGAGUUGGUCCCUUUGGUCAAUUCCUGUUAUCCAGAAGCUUUGUUUACAAUUUUAUGCUGUUAACAAACUGAACAUGGCUUACGUAUCUGCCUUAACCCUUUAAGCCCUAAGAGUGACCAGCAUCAAAUUUCUCCUUCUAAUAUCAAUGCUUUGUAAAACAGAGUGGUCAUGAGAAUUACGGACAUGAUCACACAAGAUGAAUUUGCUUGAUAAUUUAUCAACUUCUCCCCACUACUUCUGUAGGAAAUAAAUAGGAGCAACAAAUGAGAAUUCAAAUUUUGAUCCUAGAGUUUAAAGGGUUAACUUUGACGUUUUUGUCUUUCUUUGUAUUCAGCCGGGAAGAGUCUGUUCUCCUUGGCCUCUAUUCCACUGCGCUGGUCUCUCUGUUACCAGGUUAUAAUGUUUUGUACUCUUUUCGUUACUUUGCCAUUUGAAGACCUGCAAUAUUCAAAUUUAUUUCUUUAAACGUCUCUCUGGGUUUCUCUGCUUUCCACCUUCUAGAUAAAAGGGAGUAUUAGCAUCGACGACGGCGACCGCAGCAAAAACGUCACUUUUAAAAUUAAUGAGCGUUUUUUUAAACUUUGUCGCGUUUAUUCCAGUUCGCUGAAAAAGUCUAAUGUAGGCAAGUAUCCCUGGAGUUGAUUUCUUGGGGACCGCACUCAAGUUCAGAAAGAGAAAGAAAAUUUAAUUGUCGCUUGUUUACGUCCUCCAUAAAACGCGAAAUUAGGCAUUUUCACAUCGUAGUCGUGCAUUAACGGCAAAGAAGUAUACAAAAAAGCGUUAUGUACGUUUCAAACUUGUUGUUUUGCCAUUGCUGUUUUGAUGUUCUCGNUUUUGUACUCUUUUCGUUACUUUGCCAUUUGAAGACCUGCAAUAUUCAAAUUUAUUUCUUUAAACGUCUCUCUGGGUUUCUCUGCUUUCCACCUUCUAGAUAAAAGGGAGUAUUAGCAUCGACGACGGCGACCGCAGCAAAAACGUCACUUUUAAAAUUAAUGAGCGUUUUUUUAAACUUUGUCGCGUUUAUUCCAGUUCGCUGAAAAAGUCUAAUGUAGGCAAGUAUCCCUGGAGUUGAUUUCUUGGGGACCGCACUCAAGUUCAGAAAGAGAAAGAAAAUUUAAUUGUCGCUUGUUUACGUCCUCCAUAAAACGCGAAAUUAGGCAUUUUCACAUCGUAGUCGUGCAUUAACGGCAAAGAAGUAUACAAAAAAGCGUUAUGUACGUUUCAAACUUGUUGUUUUGCCAUUGCUGUUUUGAUGUUCUCGUUGCCGUCGCCGUCGUCGUUGGGAAAACUCGAAAGUGAGGCUGCCACAUUAUCAGGUUGUGGGCGACCAAUUAGGCUGAAAACUGAAGACGUCUUUAUUAAGACAACAGUCAUAAUCAAGAUAAACUAAAUGAUUGCUGAAGUCUUUAAAUAAUUCGUUUAUUAUUGAGGUGUUAAACUCAUAACUGUUCAUUCUGUAAGUCUGAACUUUAAUCCACCUUCGUGAAAGUGAUACAUAGGAUGUUUUUUAAAAAAAAAAAAGUUGUGUGUUGGCAUUACGGGGCAGUCUUUAUAAGCUCAGUUUCCUACAUUAAUUAAUAAUUCCGCCAAAUAAGAAUUGCCUUUAUGUUUUGGUGCAGUAUGGUUUGCAUGGAAUGGGGAGCAACUGCUGUCUACCCAUCUCGUGGAUAUAACAGCACAGCUACUCUGAGGGCUGUUCACGAUGAGAAGUAAGUGAGUUUUCAUUGACAAUUACGAACAUGUGUGGCAGUUCAACUAGUUCGCAUUUUAGUCACAUUUGGCAAACUAAGAGAAUUGUUUAUCCAUCCAAAGACUUUUUUUUGCACGCUUCGCUGUUCAUCGGGUAUUGCCUUAGAAUUACACAGCUUAUCUGGUUUCCCUGUGCCUAAUCAUGUAUUUGCUUCUUAUUUUAAUUUACAGGUGUGAUACUCUGUAUGGAACCCCCUCAAUGUUCCUUGAUGCCCUCGCCAAUCCCGAUUUGGACAAGUUUGAUCUUUCCACUCUACGAAAGGGUAUUGCUGCAAAAACAAGCGACAAGUGUAACCUGCCUAGCAGGCGCUUGCAAGUAAUAUGGGCGCAAGAAAGAACCUGGCGCGCGAGGGGACACUAGCGAAGAGAGUGGGCGUGUGUCCGUCGCGCACUCCGUUCUCGCUCUCAGUAAUAACUUCCAACCGUCUGCUACAUAGGGUAAAAGAAGUGGUCAGAAAAUGUGGCGCAAUAAACCAUGAAAACAGAAUACUAGAAUGUAAAAAGAACCGCGCCAGGUUUGGGGAAAGAUUUUGCUUUUUAUCUGAGGCUCUCCGUAGGCAGUACCAGAAAAUCCUGCUCAGUAGCUCUUGAUGAGUAAUUGAUCACUCAUGAUUAGGAAAACUUUUAUGCCAGAGUCCGAUUCUAUAUAUAAAAAGGUUAUGCUUGGCUUCGAGGCUAAGAGGAACAAAACACUUCUCUCGUUCCAUUUCUUUCGCUUUUUCCCUUUGCCUCAAAGCCAAAUGUGAAUUUCAAUGCACGGAAAUUAGCCUGAACACGCAUUUUUCCUGUUCUUUAGAGCAGAAUCAGAGAAACAUCCAUCCACACUUUCUAAGAAAAUUGUCUAAUUUUUGUCUUUCUACUGACUUGUAGGGCUCACUGGAGCAUCAUCGUGUUCUGCUGAACUAAUGAAGCAAGUUGUAUCCACUUUGAAAGUACAAUUAACGGUAAAUUUCUUUUUAUGUUUUUUAUCCAGUUACUUGUAUACGUACGUACAGUGGAACCUCGAUAUAACGAACCUCUAUGACUAUAUAACGAAGUCCCUGAUGUAACGAACGAUUUUCUUUACCCCAAUAACAGUAGAAUAUAUGAAAAAGCACUGAAAAAGAAUCACGAUAUAACGAAACCUGGUUAUAGCAAACAAAUUUUGUCAGCGCCUUGCCCCUUCAUUACUGAAUCGAGGUUCCACUGUAGUAUGGUACUAAAGCUUAGUGGAUUUUUUAAGCACUCCCCCUAAAAGCAAACAGCAGGGUGGACGAGCUCACUCGUGUCAGGUAACAGACUGAAUUCAACCAUAAAAUCAAGAUGGCGACUGCAUAACAUUACAACUCGCGGCUACGCCAUGCUGACUUGACUCUCUGGUUCUCUGACGUUUUGUCGCAUAUCAAUAGGCCUCUGUCAAGAAACAAUACUCACGAGAUAUACUAAGUCGCAUAUCUGGGAAAGGCGUACAGCAGUCGAAACAUCUGUCCAAAGGUACGGCUGCCACAGUCUGAACAAUAUGCCUUUGCCUAUGCCUAGCUUCUGGUGAAGUAAACCUCCUGAGGGUACCUACUAAUCCAUUUAUGACGCCCCGAAACGGUUCUUUGCGGGACCUUUUUCUGAUGGCCUUCAUCAAUCACACCUGUAACUUGAAUUUUCGCUUUUCAGCUAUUAAUUGUAAACUUAUUUAGUCCAACUUCUUUAUUUGUUGGUAGAAUACUUGUACCGUUUUCCCUGUUAUAGAUUGUCUACGGCUGUACAGAAUCCAGCCCGUUGGUUUCUGGAACAUCAAUAGCCAGUUCAGACGAAAAUGAAUUGUCCACAGUGGGAAAGGUGUUUCCACACACAGAGGUCAGAUGUGCCCACUGUUAAAGCCACUUCCUUUCACCCAAAUUAAAGCAUGAUUCAGAGUAUAAAUACAAACCAUGAAAACAACACAAGAAUUGAAUUAGUGUCCUCUGCAAGCAUGCAAUCCAUGCAGUGUUUUUAAGGGCUUGUAUGCUUUGAUAAAUUGAGUUCACUUGCAGGCAUUUUCGAAAGGAUGUGGUAGAAGUGUAAUUACUCCUACAUUUAUAAUCGUGCCAAUCACUUUGAGAGCCUCUUAUAAGCUAGUACUUCAAGACUUCGUUAAAGAGAAGCUGCUUAAUUUACGUUUCAAUGUAUUUAGCACGACCGUACCAAUUGAGGAUACUCUUUUUAAGUCUUUUUCUGAAGAUCUGUCGGCAUUUCUACGAGCCACGCGAUCACCUAGCCAUUUCUAGGGCAAAGCCAAAACCUUCAUGCCGUCUCAUUCAAGGCCCCGAGUAUCGGUCCGGCCCAGACAGUCUAACCCAUGUCAGUCUAGCGCUCUACCGACUAAGCUAACCUGCUUGAAAUCCCCAGGCUACAUGCAGACCACACAAGUAACUCAAAGCCAUCGCCGGGCUUUAUUAUCUUGAAACAGGCAGUAUCCUUAGAACAGGACAAAAUACGUUCUUUUUACCUUCACUGUUAACUCAGAAUUUCGGGGUUACGGUGUGUAUUAAAUUUGUUUUUCCUUCCAAAUAACUUUAAGGAGAAAAACGAAAAUUAUGCAAUCUCCCUUUCCGUACGCGGCGAUUACUUUAGUUGUUUCCGCGAUAACAGUGGUUUUUCUAACACUCGGGAAAAACGUCUUCGAUUUCAUUCUUCUCGCGUGUCAGUAAUUAUCAUUGUUUGUUUCUUUCUUUUGUUCCUUAAUAGAUAAAAAUUGUGGACAGAGAAGGGAGUGUAGUGCCGGUCAAUACCACUGGGGAAGUUUGUAUCCGAGGGUACUGCGUCAUGAUGGGAUAUUGGGGGGAGAAAGAACAGACGGAGAAAGCUGUGGGACCGACCGGAUGGUUACACACCGGGUAGGAGUCCACGAGUAAAGUACGGUCUGUUACUCAUGCUUAGCCUGCGUGGCAGGCUUGGAAGGAGGGGAUCGGAGGGGAAGAGAGGGGGAAAGGGAGAGUGGAUUAGGGUGAGACGCCUGUUAAUUUCUGCGGACCUUGUCCGGCUGGUGUCCGCAGAUGUCUGAUUGGCUGAGCUACAAUUACUAACUUAUUGACAUGUAUUAGGUAAGAAACAACCAUGAUACAGGCUCCCUCUCCCUUCUUCCUUUCUAGCUGUUCUCCUUUUCUCCCUUCCCCUUUUUUCACGCCUGCCAUCCAUGCUACACAUACCUGGAUCAACAUGCAUCCGCCAAUUAUUUUUUCGCGGUGAGGUGCUGAAGGAAGAAAGAAUAGUCGGAGAAAAUAGUCCCCAACCCUACCGGGUGAGGUUCUGCUAGAGUAUUAGCUAAUAAUAUCACAGAAAAAAUAUGUUUCUGGAGUAUUAUUGAAAAUGGGAAGUGGCAACGGUCCACUCUUGAUAUGGGGGAAAAAGUCCGUGAGUAUAUCGUGUCUUUUGAUACUCCUGGGGGGAAAUAUGUAAAAGGGAAUUGGGUUAUGAUACCAUGACUUCACUCAUUGGUGAUUCGGUUUUGUUGAUGCCCUUUUCACCUUUCUUAGUUUUUCAUUUCAAAAUCUAAGAAUACGAUUAACAAAUGUUAUUUCACUUUUGUCAACAGCGACCUCGGGACGAUGGAUGAGCGUGGCUACUUGAGAAUUGCAGGAAGACUUAAGGUAAACGUGCAGGUUGAGCUGACCAGCAUCUGACAUUCAAAAAACAGAAAGUAAGGCAUUUGAAAAACAACGCUUACAUGAACAUACCAAUGCAGCACGGAAGUAUUAUCACUUACCUGUCUUUUGUUUGUUAUUCAGUCAGUCAAUCAAUCAAUCAACCAAUCAUUAAGUCAGUCAAAUUGUCAGUGAGUCAGUCGGUCAAUCCGUCAGUGAGUCAGUGAGUCAGUAAGUCAAUCAGUCAGUGAGUCAGUCAAUCAAUCGGUCAGUCAAUCCGUCAAUCAGUCAGUGAAUCAGUCAGUCGGUCAGUCAGUCAAUCAGCUAAUCAGUCAGUCACUCACUCAGUCAAUCAGUCAAUCGAUCAGUCCUUAUGACCGUCUCAUGUCUGUUGUUUGUUGGUCUGUCUGCACUUUUUAGUCCUCCACGUUUAGUGCUGAUCCCUCAUUCAGUAUUCUUACCUAUGUCUCAAUUCAUGCAACAGGAUUUAAUUAUUCGAGGAGGGCAAAACGUUUAUCCAGCUGAAGUUGAAUACUUUCUGCAUACUCAUCCAAAGAUACAAGAUGCUCAGGUAAAACGCAUUAUUGAGGCAGGGGUAUGUAAGGCUUACUGCAAAAUAUCGUGAUUUGUCAGUGGCGAGCAGAUCAAUUAUUUGCCGAGUUUGUUUUUUAAUGAAUACAGUCAUGGAUUGCAGACGAUCUGCCAUUUUCACGCCAGAGCAGUUGCAAGAAGGAGAAAAGCGUUGUUUCACUUUUACGCAUGAGCAGAAUAUUAUUUGCAGCCAAGCACUGCACAUAAGCAGACGAUUAUUUAUAGGCAGCUAUAUGCAGGUCACGUGGUGAGCCCUCAACCAAUGAAAUGGAAGAAAAACAAAUAAAUAAAAUAAAUAAAUAACGGUCUUAAGGUAGCGCAUCCACUAAGUGGUUCUUCGUCCGCCCGAUUCUUGGUCGAAUUGGAAUUUUAAAAUGUUGGUUUUUAAGGGGAGGGGAAAACUGGAGUACCCGGAGAAAAACCUCUCGGAGGAAAGGAGAGAACCAACAACAAACUCAACUCACAAAUAGCGUCGUCGCCGGGAUUUGACCCCGGGCCACAAUGGUGGGAGGCGAGUGUACUUACCACUGCGCUACCCUUGCUCCCAAAUUUGCGUCGAAUGAUGAAAGAAUUUAAUAAUCCUCGAACUUUCUUAUUUGAGGUUCGAAUCUAAAUUGGGGUCUUAAUCAAUCCAAUGCUCCUCAGGGUGAUCGGACUCUGCUAUGUUCGCUUAGGUUUUGUUCAUCUAAUGCCAGAUUUUCUUUAAUCGAUAAGGUGAUAAGUGUCCCGGAUGAGAGACUUGGAGAGGAGGUGUGUGCUUGGAUCAAGUAAGUUAACUUGCCUUUAAACUUAGGUUAUAGGCCCAACUGGCCACAUUCCUCAUGGAGUCGUUCCAAUCAUACAUCGUACGUGAGACGGAAAGCAGUGGAAAACCAUACAAUCGCAGACAAAAGUCUUUGGACAAAUCUGCGUUUGUGGGGCGUUUUUAUACUCACUAAGAAGCACAUGCCCAGUUCCGACCCCCACCCUAUACUGAAUCCAUGUACCGACAUAGGUUGGAGGAGGGGUAACUGCAAGACAUUUUUAAAAAGAGAGCACCGCUAGCAUCCUUUCCUAAUGUAUCACUGAUUUAUCGUCAGGCUAUGGAAAGGAGAAACUAUGACUGCUGAAGAAUUAAAAGACUAUUGUAACGGUCAGGUAAGGCCUGUUUAUCGAAUUUCAUGGCCCUCGGUUAGAGAUUCGCGGGGUUUCCACCGCCAGGUCUUUACUAGUAAAAGGAUUCGUUGUAUUUUCUCUAGAGUGCUCAGUACAUGUAUUGAAAAAUACCAGAACGUUUGCGAGAUAUCAUCUUAAACCCACAGACUUUCGAAAGAAGAUACGGUAAAUAAUAUUCAAAAUUCUCACCUUCUCCUCAUUUGAGAAACUUUUUUACACGGAAAAACAGGAGAAUUCUUUAUCAUUUUUUGUAAGACUGUGUAGUUUUGAACCCCAUUUACAGAGCAUGAGGGAUAUUUAGGUUCUGGACGUGUACUGGGUAUAAAUUUAAAACAGGUCCAAUCGGUUAUUAGAUGUCGAAAUAAAGAACGUACGCUUUCCCGCGUGAUGGCCUGUCCUAGUUUAUUCAUCCUUUUGGCGCAUCUGAUUUGGCAAUGUUUAUUCGACAGAUUGCUUAUUACAAGAUCCCUCGUUACAUUAAAUUUGUAGACGAGUAUCCAAUGACAGCUUCUGGAAAGGUGAGGGAAGUGAAAGUCAUUUCCUUGAAGAUGGAUUGUUAGGUCACGUUAGUAGACGUUAUGAUUACUGGUCACGUUUUAAAAGACACGUUAGCAGCAUAGUAGGUACUGUCUUAGACCCGUUAGUAGCACAGUGGGGACUCUUUUAUGCCCCUUCGUAGCAUAGUCCGGACUGUAUUAGACACGUUCGUAGCAUAGUAUACAACUAUUCCGGCCCUGAAGGGGAGGUGAAUAGUGAGACGCGAAGCGUCUAGCGAGGUAUAUUUCUCGAAACCGACCAUGAGGGGGAUAGUUGUUUUAGUAUUUACCAAAUCAGUUGGAUAAAAUGAAAAAAGUAACAUUUUGUAAAUUAAAAACUUUACUUCGUAGGAACUUUGCUAACAAUUUACAAACAUUUCGGGGAUUUUGUCCAGUGCAUUUUUACGAUUUUGUUGCGAAUUCAGCAUGAAAAUAAUUUUCUACCUACCCGUUAACACUGACAAGUCAAAGUUCGUCGCUUUCUUGGUAGUUGUUUGUGCGACUGCUUCGUUUUAAAAAUUAACGCUCAAAUUUCACCUUUCGAAAUUGUCUCGAAACGAGACGCCAUCUUGGCUCCAGUCGCAAAACAGUGAAUAGCCCAAGGAUAUUCCGAGUUAGUUUGUCAAUCAAAAUGCGCGAAAAUUGCUAUUCACUGAUUUGGUAAAUAUUAAUAGGGACUGUUUAAGACCCGGUAGUUGUAUAGUAGGGAUUGUUUUAGACCCGUUAGUAGUAUAAUAGGACCCGUUCGUAGUAUAGUAGGGACUGUUUUAGACACGCUAGUAGUAUAGUAGUGAAUUUUUUAGACCCGUUAGUAGUAUAAUAGGACCCGUUAGUAGUAGAGUAGGGACUGUUUUAGACCCGUUAGUAGUACCGUGAGAAGCCACGCGCGAGUGGUACUCGAAAGAAGAAGACGCUUCGUGGCUUUGUGGCUUGCACCCGUUCACACGUUCACUCAUGGCUUGCUUCGCUAAGCACUCGACAUGGAGACCUUACUUUCAGGCUAGGAGAGAGAAUCAAAUCCCCUGAGGCUAUAUCCACUGCACCAUUAUCUCAGUAAAAAGGUUUUUCAGCCUUUAUUUUAUCCACUGUUUUUUUUUAAAGUGAUUUGGUCCACAGAUUCAUGAUAAAAAAAACUACCCCAAACCGUUCAUCUGAAUGGUCAUACUUGAGGAUUCCAUACAUUGCCUCAAAAAAGUGUACUUCAACCCUGUUUAAUCAACUAAUAGUUCGACGAGAAAGUACUCUAUAUAAUAGUUUCCCUUCGGAUUGACAAAAGUUUCAUCUACUGUGUUUAUUAACGAAUCCACCUGGUGAUUGACAAGGAGGCACCACCGUUCCAUCCGGGGUCCUUAUCAACAGUAUGUUAUAGUACGGUAGUUUUCGCUGUCUUCUAUUUUUCCUCACGCCUUUCACCUUGUUUUUAGGUUAAGAAGUACGUCAUGAAAGAACAAGCAGCAGAAGAGUUUCAAUCCUAUUUAACUUAAGAAAGGCAAACAUCAAAUUGUGAAUAUGGUUGUGCACACCGAAAAUGACA
Porites evermanni is the source of this 18296-nucleotide messenger RNA. The record is from the annotation of a GenBank genome assembly. NCBI's taxonomy places the organism in Eukaryota, Metazoa, Cnidaria, Anthozoa, Scleractinia, Poritidae.